This is a messenger RNA of Passer domesticus (house sparrow), 5383 nucleotides long. It is a transcript of the gene ESCO2, whose product is annotated as establishment of sister chromatid cohesion N-acetyltransferase 2. Gene Ontology annotation, biological process: mitotic sister chromatid cohesion. The transcript has 12 exons. Gene Ontology annotation, cellular component: nucleus; chromatin. The coding region runs from base 1 to 3492 and encodes 1163 amino acids. The record is from RefSeq and is a predicted model, not a curated record. Gene Ontology annotation, molecular function: protein-lysine-acetyltransferase activity. NCBI's taxonomy places the organism in Eukaryota, Metazoa, Chordata, Aves, Passeriformes, Passeridae.
AUGCGCAUACCGGCAGGAAAGGUGUACGUAAAAGACCUGCGCAUGCGCACUCUGACCUCGUGGAUCUGCAGCAGCUCCGGAACGCCCCGGAAACGGAGCCGGGAGCCUGACAGCCCCCGUUGGGAAUUCCGGACCCCGCAGCGCAAACGGCCCCGAGGAGCUCCCGGAUCUACAUCCCAAAAUUCCCCAAAUUCCCCAAAUUCCCGGAAUUCCCCCAGCCCCGAGCUGGAAACCCGGGAGAAAACGGCGCCGGCCCGCAGGCUGCAGAUCCUGGAGGGAAAUUUGGGAAUUCCAGCAGAAAAUCUGGGAAUUUCGGCAGGAAAUUCAGGAAUUCCGGCGGGAAAUUCAGGAAUUCUGGCGGGAAAUCCGGGAAUUUCUGGGAAUUCCUGCUUUUCCGUGGGGGUGUUCUACGGGCACAGGAAUUACCUGGAUCCCCUGCAGAGGAAACGGCUGCGGGAGCUGCUGGGGGAGGGGCACAAUUCCGGGAAUUCCGGGAAUUCUGGGAAAUUUGGGAAUUCUGGGUCUGGGAAAUCUGGGAAUUUUAGGCCAAAGCGCAGCAGCUCCAAAGGCAAUGGCAAGGGGAGAAGCAGCGGGAAUGCUGGGAAAUCCCGGAAUUCCAGGAGUGGGAAUUCCCAGAUUUCCAAAGCCGGGAAUUCCCAGAAUUCCAAAGUCAGCAAUUCCCAGAUUUCCAAGCUGGGGAACUCCCAGAAUUCCAGGAUUGGGAAUUCCCACCAUUCCAAGACUGGUGUGAAUUCCUGGAAUGCCGAGCUCAGGAAUUCCCGGAUUUCCAGCCUUGGGAAUUCCCAAAUUUCUGGGCCCGGCAAUUCCCUGCAUUCCAAGCUCGGGAACUCCCAGAUUUCCAAUGUCAAGAAUUCCCAGAUUUCUGAGGCUGAAAACUCCAGAAUUUCCAGAACUGGGAAUUCCCAGAAUCCUGAGGCUGACAAUUCCCGGAUUUCCGGGCUUGGCAAUUCCCAGAAUUCCGGGAUUGCUCAGAAUUCCCAGAUUCCCAAGGCUGACAAUUCCCGCAUUUCUUUCACUGGCAAUUCCCCCAUUCCCGAGGCUGAGAAUUCCCGGAUUCCCGAGGCCGAGAACUCCGGGAUUUCCGCCGUUGGCAAUUCCGGGAUUCCUGGUGCUGACAAUUCCCGGAUUUCCGGGCGGGGCCAUUCCCAGCUCCCCGGGCAAUCCGGGAAUUCCGGCCCCCCCCGGGUGCUGCUGGCGGGGGCGCGGCCGCGGCUGCGGCUCCCGCGGGGCUGCGCCUUCUUCCAGAGCCCGGGGACAGCCCGGAAACCCCGGAAACACCGGGAACACCAAACAAAACCCCAGGAACCACAAAAACCCCAAACACCCCAGGAACCCCAAACACCCCAAAAACCCCAGGAACCCCAAACACCCCAAACACCCCAGGAACCCCAAAAACCCCAAAAACCUCAAAAACAUCAAACACCCCAAAAACCCCAGGAACCCCAGAAACCCCAAACACCCCAAAAACCCCAAAAACAUCAAAAACCCCAGGAACCCCAAACACCCCAGGAACCCCAAACACCCCAAACAACCCAAAAACCCCAAACACCCCAGGAACCCCGGGAACCCCAGGAACCCCAAAAACUCCAAACACCCCAAAAACUCCAGGAACCCCAAACACCCCAGGAACCCCAAACACCCCAAACACCCCAAAAGCUGCCCGGGGCCGCGGCGCCGGGAGCGCCGGGCAAGGAAAACCGGGAAUGCGCCGCGGGAAAGGAGAGGGAGAAUGCCGGGAACAGCGGCCGGGAACGGCGCCCGAGUGAGGAAGGUUCUGGAAGGUGCCCGGAAUCCCAGGACGCCCCGGCCCAGCAGGAAGGGGGCUCGCCGUGCCCGGCCGGGCUCUUCCCGAUUUUCCUGCCCAGCAGGAGGAGGCCCCUGGCGGAGCUGCCGUGUCCCCUGGGCCCCUCUGGAAAAGCUCCCAGGAAAUCCAAGGAAUCCUCCUGGGAUCAGCUGAUCAUCGACGCGGGGCAGCGGCAGCUGGGUCCCCGGCAGUGCGGAUCCUGCGGGAUGCUCUUCGCUCCCGGCGUUCCCGAGGAUCGGCUGCAGCACCUGCGGCACCACCGGCGCCUGCGGCACGCCCUGACACACACGGGCUGGAAGCAGGAGCGCGUGGUGGCGGAAUUCUGGGAUGGGAAAAUCCUCCUGAUCCUUCCCGAGGAUCCCAAAUACGCCCUCAGGAAGGCCGAGGAGGUGCUGUCCGUGGUGGAUUCCGAGCUGGGUUUCCCGCAGCAUUCCCGGCUGUUCCCGCAGCAUUCCCGGGUGUUCCUGUUCGUCAGCCCCGGCAAGUGCGUGCUGGGCUGCCUGGUGGCCCAGCCCAUCACUCAGGCAUUCCGGGUGCUGCCGGAGCCGGGCCUGGCGCCGUUACCGGAGCCCCGUGACCCCGGCGCUUCCCAUGACCCCGGCGAUUCCCAGCGCUCCGAUGCUCCCGGCGGUUCCCGGCGCUCGGGCGCUGCCGGCGGGGAUCCGGCGGAUCCGGCGGUGCCGGCGCUGCGGGCGUGGCGCUGCUCGCUGCGGGCGGAGCCGGCGGCGUGCGGCAUCAGCCGGCUCUGGGUGCUGGGCGCGCGCCGGCGCCGCGGCAUCGCCCGCAGGAUGAUGGACGCCCUCAGGCGCACGUUCGUGUUCGGGGCGGUGCUCAGCUCCCGGGAUUUGGCCUUUUCCGACCCCACGGCCGACGGCCGAGGCUUCGCCGCGCGCUACUGCGGCCGCCACGACUUCCUGGUCUACAGCCCCCUGCAGGAGGGAUCCGCCCCGCCGGGAUCCGCACCGGGAUCCGCACCGGGAUCCUCACCGGGAUCCGCUACACCAGGAUCUGCACCGGGAUCCGCACUGGGAUCCGCACUGGGAUCACCGGGAUCAACACUGGGAUCAACACCGGGAUCUGCACCGGGAGCCACAGGACCGGGGUCAGCGCCGGGAUCACCGGGAUCUGCUACACCGGGAUCAACACUGGGAUCGGCACCGGGAUCAGCACCAGGAUCACCAGGAUCCGCUACACCGGGAUCCACGGCACUGGGAUCUGCUCCAGGAUCUGCACCAGGAGCUACAGGACUGGGAUCAACAUCGGGAUCAGCACCGGGAUUGGCAUCUGGAUCAGCAGCACCGGGAUCCACACCGGGAUCUGCACCGGGAGCUGCACCGGGAGCUGCACCGGGAGCCAAAGGACCAGGAUCAACACUGGGAUCAGCACCGGGAUCCACACAGGGAUCAACACUGGGAUCGGCACCGGGAUCAGCACUGGGAUCAACUCCGGGAUCACUGGGAUUGGCAUCAAGAUCCACGGCACCGGGAUCAACAUCAGGAGCCACACCGGGAUCCACAGCACCGGGAUCAGCACCAGGAUCAGCACCGGGAUCAGCACCGGGAUCAGCACUGGGAUCAGCACCGGGAUCAGCACCAGGAUCAGCACCAGGAUCAGCACCGGGAUCGGCACCGGGAUCCACGCUGGAAUCUGCACCGGGCCCAGCGUGAUCAGCACCGGGAUCGGCGGGAUUGGGAUCGGGACCAGUGGGAGCAGCGGGAUUGGGAUCAUUGGACUUGAAAUCGGGAUCAUUGGGAUCAUCAGGGUCAGGAUCACCGGGAUCAUUGGGGUCCUUGAGCCCAGCCUGAGUUCCCGAGGGGCUGGAAAAGCCGGGAUUGAUCCCAAUCCAGGAUGAGAUCCCAAGGGAAUUGGGAGCUCCCACGGGAACCCUUUCCUUCCCUUUGGGAUCCCUCCCUUUCUUUGGGAAUCUUUCCCUUCCCUCCCUUGGGAAUCCCGCCCUGAAUCCUUUCCGAAUCCCUCAUUCCCUUCGGGAUCCUUCCCUUGGGAUCCUUCAUCCCUUCCCUUCCCUUGGGAAUCUUUCCCUAAAUCCCUUUCAGAUCUUUCCAAAAUCCUUCAUUCCCUUGGGAAUCCUUCCCCCGGGAAUUGCUCAUUCCCUUCCCUUGGGAAUCCUUCCCUAAAUCCCUUCCCUUCCAAACCCCUCAUUCCCUUGGGAUCCCUCAUUCCCUUCCUUUCUUUGGGAAUAUUUUCCUUCCCUUCGUUUAGGAAUCCUUCCCUUCCUGGGAUCUUUCCCUUCCCUUCCUUGGGAAUGCUGAGCUCCCUUGGGAAUUCUUCAUUCCUUCCCUUCCUUUGGGAAUCUCUCAUUUCCUUGGGAAUCCUUCCUUUCCUGGGAUUUUUCCCUUCCCCUCCUUGGGAAUCCCUCCCUGAAUCCCUUCCAAAUCCUUCAUUCCCUUGGAAAUCCCUCCCUUUAGAAACUUCCUUCCCUCCCUUGGGAAUCCAUCCCUAAAUUCCUUCCAAACCCCUCCUUCCCUUGGGAAUCCCUCAUUCCCAUCCUUUCUUUGGGAAUCUUUCCCUUAAUCCCUUCCAAAUCCUUCAUUCCCUUGGGAAUCCUUGCCUUCCUUGGGAAUGCUGAGCUCCCUUGGGAAUUCUUCCUUUCCUGGAAUCCUUCCCUCCCUUGGGAAUCCUUCCCUGAAUCCCUUCCCUCCCAAACCCCACAUUCCCUUGGGAAUCCCUCAUUCCCUUCCUUUCUUUGGGAAUCUUUCUCUUCCCUCCCUUGGGAAUCCCUCCCUGAAUCCCUCCCGAAUCCUUCAUUCCCUUUGGAAUCCUUCCCUCGGGAGUUCCUCAUUCCCUUCCUUUCCUUGGGAAUCCAUCCCUAAAUCCCUUCCCUUCCAAACCCCUCAUUCCUUUGGGAAUCCCUCAUUCCCUUCCUUUCUUUGGGAAUCUUUCUCUUCCCUCCCUUGGGAAUCCCCGAUUCCCUUGGGAAUUCUCCUUCCCUUUGGGAUCCCUCAUUCCCUUGGGAACCCCCCAUUCCCUUGGGAAUUCUCCUUCCCUUGGGAAUCUCCCCGGGAUCCCCCCCUCCUCCCUGCCCAGCUGCUGAGUUCCACUGGAAAUCCUGGAAUUCUCCAGGAUCCCCCCCAAUUCCCGCCUUUUCCCGGCUGGUUUUUGGGGUUUAACUUCAUUGGGCUCGGGCCUUCGUUAGCGGGAAUCGGCUUUUCCCAAAAGUUCCCUUGGAAUUGUGCCGGGAAUUCUGCCCGAGGCUUUUCCCCCCGGAGCCUCCCAGGCGGGGAAUUCCAGGUUUUUGUGGGAAUAUCCCAAGGUUUUCUGAAGUUACUCCACACAUUUCUGACAAUAUCCCAAGGUUUUCUGAAGUUGUUCCGUAAAUUUCUAACAAUAUUCCAAGAUUUUGUGAGGUUAUUCCGUAAAUUUCUGUCAAUAUCCCAAGGUUUUCCUGUGAUAUUCCGUACAUUUCUGUCAAGAUUCCAAGGUUUUCUGAAGUUAUUCCCUAAAUUUCUGUCAAUAUUCCAGGGUUUUCUGAUGCUGUUCCAAGGUUUUCUGGAAAUAUUCCAAGGUUUUCUGAAGAUAUUCCAUAAAUUUCUGAAAAUA